Messenger RNA from Racocetra persica, 512 nucleotides. The record is from the annotation of a GenBank genome assembly. Lineage: Eukaryota; Fungi; Glomeromycota; Glomeromycetes; Diversisporales; Gigasporaceae.
UACGUGAAGUAAUAGUUAACGAAAUGAAUAACAAUUCACUUAAAUUAAAAGUUAAUCAAAUCUUUUUAAAUGAAGACCUUCCUAAUGUUUGCUUCACUGAUAACUGUCAUAUAUGUGGAAGUGAUAAGGAAUUGUGGUUGGUUGAAGGUAAAUCAAUUUUUGUUGACCCAACAAAUAUAGAACAAUGCAUCAAUAUUUGGUUAUGUGAUAUACUGAAACCUUCAGAGUAUAAAUAUUAUAUCAAAGAAAUUGUAUAUCAUUUCAAUGGUAGAUGGAAGUGGGUUGGUUGUAUUACAGCUGACCUGCCACAGGAGAAUGACUUGGCUGAUCAAACAGAAGAAAGAUUCACAAAAAUUAAAAGUCAACAUUCAAAGGCAGAAAGGGAAUAUCUAAAAGUCGAGUAUAGGUUGGUGAAGCCAGGACCAUUAAGGAUACUUAAAUGGGAUCAGCAUAUUCAAAUGCCACAAGAUGCAUAUCAUUCUAUGGCUGGAAAAGCAUAUACCCUUUUAGAG